Molecule: messenger RNA, 1116 nt
Organism: Pectinophora gossypiella (pink bollworm)
Lineage: Eukaryota; Metazoa; Arthropoda; Insecta; Lepidoptera; Gelechiidae
Exons: 2
Coding region: 1-1116 (371 amino acids)
Source: RefSeq, a predicted model, not a curated record
AUGGCACUGAGGAGCAGCGCUGACUCUACGAACGAAUCUGAAUAUUUGUAUAAACCAGCCUCCAACAACAGCCCUAUUGUUACCACAGCUGAAUCAAAUGAUUCAGAUGGCAUAAUAAAUGAAGAGUGGAACGAAACAAGAAAAUGGAGUUACUGCAGCCACCCAGAUUGUUCCGUGAAGAACCAGCACACAAUGUGUUUGGCAGCGAAAAGGCAGAGUCCAAAGCUGUUCGCGUCGGGGAUGACCGCCUGGAUGCGCUACCAGAUCCUGCUGCUGCACAACCGACACCGCGACAACAUCGCGCUGGGGCUAGAACCCGGCCAGCCGCCCGCCACUAAUAUGAGGAAGUUAUAUUGGGACUACGAGCUGGAACGAAUGGCCGAGGUGUGGGCCCGCCAGUGCCAAAAACGACAUGACGAGUGUAGAAACACUAUCAGAUUCAACGUGCUUCAAAACAUGGACGUAAGACCGGUGGUUCCUAAGGUGACAGAGGCGCAGCUGCUGUCGGACGCUGUCGGCGCCUGGUUCUCCGGCUCGCGGGUGCUGCCUCCUGAGCACGUGUGGUCGUUUAGGACCAGCAACUGUAGUUCUUCUGGCGGGUGUAACGCCCAUUGGUACUCGGCCGCCGCUUGGGGAUCCACAUGGCGUAUAGGUUGUUCCCAGGCGUUGUGUACUGCUAGGAAGCGAUCGUGUGUUCUUUUCCGUAAGAAACGAAGAAUUCCACCUGCAACUGAAAAUAGAUACUCUCCGUAUUACAAAAACAUGUCUGUUCCUACUGAAAACCCGCUACUACGACGCCCAACGAACUCUAGGACUGUACGUUUCGAAGAUUUCGCUACUAAACACAUGCAAAGUACUCAGGAUUCACCAUUGCAUCGUGGUAAUUUGGACAACGUUCUUAAAGAGAAGAAGCUUGAGGACGUGAAGAUGAUAGCAUUCACGUUUUGCAACUAUGGGCCUGCGGGAAACAUCGAUGGGUUUCCGAUGUAUGAGGCGGGCGACGCGUGCAGCAACUGCCCGCAAGGCACCCGCUGCGGGGACAAGACCCACCGUGCGCUCUGUGCCAUCAUUAGCGACCCCGAUACUGAAGACAAUAAUAAUAAUAAUAACUCUUAG